Molecule: messenger RNA, 2016 nt
Organism: Ogataea polymorpha
Lineage: Eukaryota; Fungi; Ascomycota; Pichiomycetes; Pichiales; Pichiaceae
Product: fructose-1,6-bisphosphatase, key regulatory enzyme in the gluconeogenesis pathway
Exons: 1
Coding region: 993-2012 (339 amino acids)
Biological process (GO): fructose metabolic process; fructose 1,6-bisphosphate metabolic process; sucrose biosynthetic process
Cellular component (GO): cytoplasm; cytosol
Molecular function (GO): fructose 1,6-bisphosphate 1-phosphatase activity
Source: RefSeq, a predicted model, not a curated record
AAAAAACUUGGCCACGGCUUGGCCGGCGGGCGUUUAGCGGCGUGGGCCAUGCAACCUCCAGCAGAAGACUCUUUGCAUCUAGCGGUUUGGGCGUGGCCGUUGGGUCGUAUUUCUCGUACACCCAACUUCUGAGCGACGCCGCACCUGAGCAGGAUCCAGAAAACCUCGUGAGCGUCGACUCGUCCGUGCACGCUUUCCCUGUCGUCACUUCGGACUACUUGUUGCAAACACCGUUCCAGCUGCUUGGGUACGGUAUCAGAAUGGUCACUUUUCUGAACAUGAAGGUGUACGCUCUGGGAAUUUAUGUGGCCCGAGAAGACCUACCGCUGUUGAAAAAGACGCUCACCAGCGUCAGUCCCGACCCGUCGCAGGUGGCUUUCAGUCUGCGAGACCCGGCUCUCUCGCCGCAGGUGGUUGAGCUGCUACUGUCUUCUGGUGUGCGGUUUUCUGCCAAGAUCGUGCCCGUGCGAAACACCGAUUUCAACCAUCUAAGAGACGGUCUAAUUAAAUCAAUCAAGUCGAACCCCAAGUAUAAGGAGCUGAUGAAGCGGGGGGAUGGAACAGACGAGAAGCUGAACGCUGGGCUGGACCAGCUACGGAAGGCGUUUGGGGCUCGCAAGAUGACUGCUACUAAAAACUCAACCCUGAUGCUCCAGAUUCUGAGUGACGGUAAGUUGGCGUUGUCGUUCCAACUGUACACGACCCAGGACCAGAUGGCGGAGCCGUUCAGGAUGGGCGUUGUUGAGGAGCCGCUGAUUGGCCGGCUACUGUUUAUGAGCUAUCUUUCCGGAGCAAAGCCGUUGAGCGAGCCUGCGCGGUCCAAGGCAAUAGACGGAUUUAUUUCGUUGCUAUAAAAUUGUACAUAGUCAUUUUUUAGGCUACCGGCCGGGAAAAAACCCCGGAGUUUUUUGCGCAAGCGCAGUCCCCAGAAUUCCCCCGGAUUCAGUCGUGGUACAUAAAUAGUGAGUAUCCCUUUAGCCUUUUCCACAAAAAUGUCUGAAUCCAAGCAAGCCAUCAACACCGACUUGGUCACUCUGACCAGAUUCAUUCUAGAAGAGCAGAACCGAUACGCACCGCACGCUACUGGUGAGCUAACAUUGCUGCUCAACUCCUUGCAAUACGCCUUCAAGUUCAUUGCACAUACCAUUCGCAGAGCCGAGCUGGUCAAUCUGAUUGGCCUGGCCGGGAUCACGAACGCCACGGGAGAUGACCAGAAGAAGCUCGACGUCAUCGGAGACGACAUUUUCAUCAACGCUAUGAAGAGCUCCGGCAACGUGAAAGUGCUUGUCAGCGAGGAACAGGAAGAUCUGAUUAUUUUUGAAGGCUCCGAGGGCAAUUACGCGGUCUGUUGCGACCCGAUUGACGGCUCGUCGAACCUGGACGCCGGAGUUUCUGUUGGUACGAUUUUUGGUGUCUACAAGCUGCAACCGGGCUCCAAGGGCAGCAUCAAGGACGUGUUGCGUUCGGGAACAGAAAUGGUGGCUGCAGGAUAUACCAUGUACGGCGCAAGUGCGCACUUAAUGCUCACGACGGGCCAUGGUGUCAACGGAUUCACGCUGGACACGCAUCUUGGCGAGUUCAUUCUCACCAAGCCACACUUGAAAGUGCCAGAGAAAAGAGCCAUCUACUCGGUCAACGAGGGUAAUUCGUACUACUGGCCUAAAGAAGUGCAGGACUUCGUUGCAUCGUUGAAGCUACCACAGGAAGACAACAAUGGGAAGCCGUACUCGGCCCGGUACGUUGGAUCGAUGGUGGCAGACGUGCACAGAACACUGUUGUACGGUGGAUUGUUUGCAUACCCGGCCGAUUCAAAAUCGAAGACGGGAAAAUUGAGAGUUCUUUACGAGUGCUUCCCGAUGGCUCUGCUGAUGGAGCAGGCUGGUGGAGAGGCCGUUAACGACAAAGGUCAGCGCAUUUUGGACCUCAUCCCGAAGAAGAUCCACGAGAGAAGCGGAAUCUGGCUCGGAAGCAAGAAGGAGGUCGAGAAACUGCUGCAAUACAUAAAGAAGUAAUGAC